Molecule: messenger RNA, 3428 nt
Organism: Prosopis cineraria
Lineage: Eukaryota; Viridiplantae; Streptophyta; Magnoliopsida; Fabales; Fabaceae
Product: pentatricopeptide repeat-containing protein At4g33170
Exons: 1
Coding region: 351-3344 (997 amino acids)
Biological process (GO): RNA modification
Molecular function (GO): protein binding; zinc ion binding; RNA binding
Source: RefSeq, a predicted model, not a curated record
GCUGUCACUUGGAGGAUGGAGGCGUGUUCCAAAUGAACCAAGCACAAGAAUGGAAUCCUUGUUCCCUCUUGACUGGCCCAGAAUCCGGCAACCAACUGAGGUCUUUGUUUCCUUAGCUACUCUUCUACAAGUUCAGUUAGUGGAGUUUGUUGCUGAACGUGUUUUACAAAAGAUACUACCGAGUAAUCUCAAGAAGUGAUGCAAAAUUCAGCAAGAAGGUUGGAUGAAGUUGAAGGACAAUAUCCGUACUUCUCCAGGUCAGAAGGGGAAUAAAAGCCAGCAAGAGUGAACUGUAGCAAAAGUUGAUGCUUCAUGCUGACUGCUAAAGCAACAUAGAAUGAAUCUCAACGAUGCAUCUGCCACCCAUUCCUAGAGCAGCUUCCAUUGUCAUCACCAUCAUCAAACCCUUCCUACCAACUUACCAUUCUUGCCUUCUUAGGUCGUUGCCAUUUUCGUCAUGUUCUUCAUCCUCUUCGACAUGGUUUUCUGUUCUUCGCAGUGCCAUUGCCACCUCCAACUUGCUACUCGGAAAGUGUGCACAUGCGCGUAUACUCAAAUCAAAACAAUGCCUGGAUCGUUUUUUAAUCAACAAUCUCAUCACCACGUACAACAAAUGUGGGUCACUUCUGUUAGCACGUCGGCUGUUUGAUAUAUCGCCUGAAAGAGACCUUGUUACCUGGAAUGCCAUUCUCGCUGCAUAUGCGGAUGCUGGACAUGCCGAGCCUGAGAAUAUCCAAGCGGGGUUUUACCUUUUCCGCCUUCUCCGUAAAUCUGUUGUCUCAACUAGUCGUCAUACUCUGGCCCCUGUGUUUAAGAUGUGUCUGCUCUCAGGUUAUUCCUGGGCUUCAGAGGCUGUGCAUGGGUAUGCCAUCAAGAUUGGACUACAGUGGGAUGUGUUUGUUGCCGGGGCCCUGGUUAAUAUAUACUCUAAAUUUAAACAAAUCAGAGAGGCCCGUAUGUUGUUUGAUGGAAUGCCUUUACGGGAUGUUGUGUUGUGGAACGUCAUGCUGAAGGCGUAUGUGGAAAUGGGUCUUGUGGAUGAGGCGCUGCUUCUCUUCUCAGAGUUCCAUAGAAGUGGGUUGCGUCCUGAUGUUAUCAGUGUCCGUACUCUUAUUAUGGGCAUAAGACAAACCAAAUUUGAAAAGCAGUUAAGUCAGCUUCAAGCUUAUAUGGCAAAGUUGUUUCUUUGCGAUGAUGAUUCUGAUGUUAUUGUGUGGAACAAGGCAUUGUCCGACUAUCACCAAGCAGGGGAAGUUUGGCCGGCUAUUGAUUGCUUUAUAGAUAUGAUCAGAUCAAAAGUAGCGUAUAAUAGCUUGACAUUUGUUGUGAUUCUUUCUGUUGUUGCAAGCAUAAAUCAUCUUGAAUUGGGAAAACAGAUUCAUUGCAUACUUGUAAAAUCAGGUUUGGAUCAAGUUGUAUCUGUUGCCAAUAGUCUUCUAAACAUGUACAUAAAAGCAGAUUCUAUUGACCUUGCAAAAAGAUUGUUCAAUCAACUGAAAGAAGUGGAUCUAAUAUCAUGGAACACUAUGAUAUCAGGUUGUGCUGUGAGUGGUGUAGAGGAGGAGUCUGUACGUAUGUUUAUUGAUUUAUUAUGCAGUGGUCUAACACCGGAUCAGUUCACCAUUGCAAGUGUUUUGAGGGCCUGCUCCUCUCUUAAAGAGGGGUUCUAUCUUGGCAAUCAGAUUCACGUUCAUUCAAUUAAAACUGGUAUUAUCAGUGAUUCCUUUGUUUCAACAUCGCUAAUUGAUGUCUAUUCUAAGAGCGGAAUGAUGGAGGAGGCUGAGUUACUUUUUGAAAACCAAGAUGAGUUUGAUUUAGCAACUUGGAAUGCCAUGAUGUCUGGAUACAUAAUGAGCAACAGCAAUCACAAAGCUUUGAGGCUCUUCAGUCUACUUCAUAAUAGAGGAGAGAGGGUGGAUGAAAUUACUUUGGCAAAUGUAGCCAAAGCCUCUGCUUGCUUGGUGGGGCUUGAAGAAGGAAAACAAAUUCAUGCUGUUGUUAUAAAAAGGGGGUUCAAUUUAGAUUUGUAUGUCAUCAGUGGUAUUCUAGGCAUGUAUCUAAAAUGUGGAGAUUUGGAAUGUGCACAGGUAACUUUCAAUGAGAUUCCUAUGCCUGAUGAUGUAGCAUGGACUACUAUGAUUUCAGGAUGUGUGGAAAAUGGAGAUGAGGAACAUGCUACUUUCAUAUACCAUCAGAUGAGGCUUGCUGGGGUGCAGCCUGAUGAGUAUAUGUUUGCCACCCUUAUCAAAGCUAGUUCGCUUUUGACUGCAUUGGAACAGGGGAAACAGAUUCAAGCAAAUGCUAUAAAGUUGAGUUGUGCUUCCGAUCCUUAUGUCAUGACUGCGCUUGUUGACAUGUAUGCCAAGUGUGGGAACAUAGAAGAUGCAUAUGGCUUAUUUAAAAGAAUGAAGAUGAGAAGCAUUGCCUUAUGGAAUGCAAUGUUGGUAGGAUUAGCUCAGCAUGGAAAAGCUGAAGAGGCCCUCUACCUUUUCAAGGAAAUGAAAUCUAGGGGUGUCACGCCAGAUAGAGUUACUUAUAUUGGAGUCCUUUCUUCUUGUAGUCAUUCUGGUUUAAUAUCCGAAGCCUAUGAAAAUUUUUAUUCCAUGCAGAAAGAUUAUGGCAUUAAGCCUGAGGUUGAACAUUAUUCUUGUCUUGUUGAUGCCCUUAGUCGUGCAGGGCAUAUUCAAGAAGCUGAAAAGGUGAUAUUAUCAAUGCCCUUUAAAGCGUCUGCUUCAAUGUAUAGAACACUGCUUAAUGCUUGUAGGCUGCAAGGAGACAAAGAGACAGGAAAACGUGUGGCUGAAAAGCUCUUUUCAUUGGAGCCAUCUGAUUCAGCAGCUUAUGUUCUUUUAUCCAAUAUCUAUGCAUAUGCUAAUCAGUGGGACAACGUGACAAGUGCUAGAAAUAUGAUGAAAAGGAUCAAUGUUAAGAAGGAUCCAGGAUUUAGUUGGGUAGAUGUGAAGAACAAGGUGCAUUUGUUUGUAGCUGGCGAUAGAUCACAUGAAGAAUCUGAUUUGAUAUAUGAUAUGGUGGAAUAUAUGAUAAAGAAGAUCAGAGAAGGAGGAUAUGUUCCUGAUAUAGACUUUGUACUUGUUGAUAUAGAAGAAGAGGAAAAAGAACGUGCUCUAUAUUAUCAUAGUGAGAAGCUAGCAAUUGCUUAUUGUCUCAUAAGCACUCCGCCAUUAACCACCAUAAGGGUAAUUAAAAACCUUAGGGUGUGUGGAGAUUGCCAUAAUGCAAUUAAAUAUGUGUCAAAAGUUUUUCAGCGAGAGAUAGUUGUGAGAGAUGCAAAUCGAUUUCAUCAUUUCGGAAGUGGGGUCUGCUCUUGUGGUGAUUACUGGUGAUGAUGUAGUCUAUCUUCGUACUAAUUUUGUAAACUCCUUCUUGACAACUUGCAUGGUUAUGAAUUCUGUUUCUUUCUCUUUUGA